Molecule: messenger RNA, 5037 nt
Organism: Fusarium odoratissimum NRRL 54006
Lineage: Eukaryota; Fungi; Ascomycota; Sordariomycetes; Hypocreales; Nectriaceae
Product: histone-lysine N-methyltransferase, H3 lysine-4 specific
Exons: 2
Coding region: 1518-4346 (942 amino acids)
Cellular component (GO): Set1C/COMPASS complex
Molecular function (GO): protein binding; histone H3K4 methyltransferase activity
Source: RefSeq, a predicted model, not a curated record
UGGACCUUACCGCUAAAAGUAACUCUACUCAUCCCUGAACCAAAAGUCAAAGCAAAGCAGAGCAGGGCGAAGUGAACGUCAACUUCCUUGGUCGUCAGCCAUUUUUUCUCAUUCUCCCACCAAUUUCCCCCUCGUUUCCCUCGACGCUUUGGACAUUGCUAUCCAUCAUCGCGCCCACCUUUGUCGCGCGCAUCAACCGCUUGAGUCAGUCUGCUUGUUCAUGCUCUGACGACUUUUUCUACUCCUUUACUGCUCGUAGAGUCGGUCGGUGACGCCGCUCCGCCACAUUCAACCUCAGCAUCUCUCUGUCGCGUGAAGCAUUAUCUCACCCCCAAUCUCUUCAAUUUCAUCGCUACCUCGAUCAAAACAACCCGUCUGGAAUCGCCGCAAGACAGAGAUUAUCCCACCGUUAGGUGUACACUCAACGCUUCAGCUUAAGGAUAUCAUGGUAAGAGCACGGGGGAAGAAGUAGGAAGAGCGCAUCGUCACGAUGACUCGCCCGCCAGGCGCGAGCUUCGCGCAAUUCUUCCCCACAGCUCCAAAGGUAAAAGCACAGUCUCAGACUCGCCCAGACCUCAAUAGAGAUCGCGAACAAUCCAAACCUGGGUCAACACCGGUCACUAUGACCGGCGCUUGCGACCCUACAUCAACAUCAGCUGCGUCAGACGCGGACGCGAACGCUGGCCAAAACGGCAUUGUUUCAGCGUCGGAUACUAUGCCCGCGCAGCCCGACGACACAGAAUCACCAUUCACAGACAUUCCCAGCACUGUCGAUUCGGCCAGCUCAUACAGUAGCACGGCCUCAUCAAUAUUUAGCACAACCGCCCGCCACGGUGCCGCGGCAACUUCAGCUUCGUCCCGUCUUCCCACCUCGAGCCUUACUCCCAUCGCUUCCAAAGAUUCUCCCAACUCAUUGGCUUCGGCCACCACAAAGCCAGAUAUGUCUACAUGUCUGACCGCCGAUCGGGCCGCGAGACAGUCCUCCCGAAACUCACCCGCCGUUGGUUUUAAUGGCUCGAUAUCAAACGGACUCCCUUCCAAUGAGCGCAUUCCGGCUCGAGAUCCCAUGCCCUCCGUCAAGGGCCUUAAGUGCACCUAUGAUCCGCUCCUCGAUCGAGUACACAAUAAGAGCGUCAGCAAGAACGCGAAGCCGACAUACAAGGAGUUCGGUCGAGUACGUAUAACUAUAAACAUCCCUCCCAAGGGGGGGCGUCAUCUUUGGUGAAAGACUCAUGGCUAAUGAAAAUGAUUAGGACGAUGACGCCCCCCCUAAAGACCCUCGACUGGCCAAGUCGGACGGACGCCUCGGUUAUAUCAAUACCGAUUACUACCUCCCUAAAUCGCGAUUGCGAACAGCACCCGAGAACAUUAAGCCGUAUCCCUAUGAUCCCAAAACCUCCAUUGGUCCUGGCCCACCCACGCAGAUUGUAGUGACGAGGUACAAUCCGCUUGUUCCUUUCAGCAAAGUAACGGCCAUUUUUGCCACAUUUGGUGAAAUUGCCGAGAGCAGCAACAAGAUGCACCCAGAAACAGGUAGCUAUCUUGGAUUUGCGACAAUUCGAUACCGAGACUCUAAGCGACCCGACCGACCUCCCGUUUCUGCUAUCGACGCAGCUCGCCGAGCUGUACGGACUCGAGGCAUCAAGGUUGACGCCGACAUCGUUCGUGUAGAGUAUGAUGCGGAAGGGCGCAGAAGCCGACGUAUGCUGGAAGAGCACCUCAAGAGGGAAAAGGAAAAGUUUGAGAAGAAGGAACAAGAGCGACUUGCUCUUGCAGCCAAAGCUCCCCCGACCGGUCCCAAAUCUGGAACUGCUCCUGGAUUCACUAGACCCCCCCCAACCGCUCCUAAGGGACCCUCAGCACAGCGACAACCUGUAGUUCCAGGCGCACCACAACUUUCUCUACCCCCCUCGCAACAAAAAGGCCUCAACCUCGAAUCUUCGAACCUUACCCAAAAACUCGCGGAUGAUCCAUAUAUUUACGUUACAGGCGAUAGUGUCCCAGUACUACCAAGUAUUCUUCCACACAUGAAGAAACGACUCAAGAAUUACGGAUUUGAAGAAAUCCGGGUCGACAAGUCGGGCUAUUUCAUCGUGUUCCGCAACUCGUUCACCGGGAAGUCAGAAGCUGAACGAUGUUUUCGUGCUGUUAAUCACACCGAAUUUUUCAAUUAUGACAUGACUAUGCAAUUAUGCUUACCUCGUCCCCGUCGAGAUGGCGCCUCGGGUCACCGACGAUCCAGUGCAAGUCCAGAGCGAAAAACAAAUACCGAGCCACGAUAUCGUGACGAGAAGGAAAGGCGGCGAAGAGAAGAGGAAGCGGAUCUUGAAGAGGAGAAGAAGCAAAGAGCUAAGAACUUUGAUCCAGUGAUCGAGGCUGUGGAGGUUGUUAGACGUGAGAUGACAGAACAUCUGAUUCGACACAUUCGUACCAAGGUCGCCGCACCUGCUCUCUCGGAUUUCCUGGAUCCUGCCAACCAUGCCGCUAAGCGCCGGAAGUUGAACAUUGAGCAUCCUGAUGAUUUGCAGGACAUGGCCAGUAUCGAAGAUGGCAACGACAGCUCACGUGUAGGAACUCCCAACUCCCGAGCUGAUCCAAUUGAGCGACGAACUGGUCGAAUUGAACCCAAAGCUCUACCGAGAAUUCGCAAAACCAAGGUCAAGCAAAAGAACGCUUUUGUUGACCCCUUCGCACGAAAACGGCCACCUGUUGCUCGAAAUGCUUUCCGUUCGCUGCAUCACCGUCUCAGAAGCCUUGAUAGUGAUGUCGAGUCCGAUGACGACAUGGACACUCGUACGCUGUUGGCGCGUGAGACAGAAGAAGCCGAGUCGCGACCUCGCAGCCGGAUGAGCACUGAUGACGAGGCAUCCAAGGAUGACUUUGUGCCAUGGGAGCAAGGCGAGGACGAUUCUAUGACCGAAGCCAGCUUCGCUAUAGCAGAUUCUGCUAUUUCCAGAAAGCGGAAGUUGGCAGAAUCAGUGGAAUCGGCUUUCAAGCGUCAAAAGAAGUCUGAUGAGGAAUUGUUUGGCGUUAGGCUUAGAGCGCUUGGGUCGGGAUUUGAGACGCGCGAAGAUUCUGUGGACAUAAUCCCCGAACCAGAAACAGGUGACGACAUUGAUAGUCGAAUAUCCCGCUCUGAAACACCAGUUUCAGUCGUCGGUAAACCUCUGAAGAAACGACCAUCCAGGGCAAAGAAGACGAAGAUUUUUGAGGAGCUCGAGGCCCAGGACCUUCAGACAGAGACAGACUCUCAACGUGACGAGGAAGAAGCUGUGGAACCUCCAAAGGCUAAGAAGACUGGAGCGGACACCGAAAAGUCCACCACAAAGGAGGACGUUACGGAGAAGUAUGACGAGAAGCUCCUGUCAACAGAACCCUUAACUCCUGCACUGGCGUUACCCGAUGGCGCCAAGCCUGACUUACCACUCUUCCAAGGAUUGGCAAUUGGUCAGAGCGACAUACCUGACCUCUCAAAACUUUCCAGGAGGUUCACUGCCAAGGACAUCGGCAACCCAGAGUUGUGGCUAUGGACCCGUAACCGCAUCAGGGAGCUCAACUCUGCCAGCAGGACAUUGGAUUCUCCUGUCACUAUCAGUGGCUACUAUGUACCCAACCCUACUGGCUGCUCACGCACCGAGGGUGUCAAGAAGAUUCUUAACUCCGAAAAGUCCAAGUACCUACCUCACCAUAUCAAGGUGCAAAAAGCAAGACAGGAGCGAGAAGCCCGCAACAAGUCGGGCAAGGAUGCCGCAGCAGAUGCAGCAAGAAUCGCCAUCGAGAAACAGGCUGCUAAUGAUAGUGAACGACAGAAACGCGCCACCAACCGUCGCUAUGUGCAAGACCUCAACGACCAAAAGAAGACACUCGGCCAAGACUCUGAUAUCUUCAAAUUCAACCAGCUCAAGAAGCGGAAGAAACCCGUCAAGUUUGCUCGCUCAGCCAUUCACAACUGGGGCUUAUAUGCUAUGGAGAACAUUGCGAAGGAUGACAUGAUUAUUGAGUAUGUAGGAGAGCAAGUUCGACAGCAGAUUGCCGAGAUCCGCGAGAACCGUUACCUCAAAAGUGGCAUUGGAAGCAGUUACCUGUUCCGUAUCGACGACAAUACCGUCAUCGACGCGACAAAGAAGGGUGGCAUUGCGCGUUUCAUCAACCACAGUUGCGAACCUAAUUGCACUGCCAAGAUCAUCAAGGUCGAGGGAAGCAAGCGCAUUGUCAUCUACGCGUUGCAGGACAUUGCCAUGAGCGAGGAGUUGACGUACGAUUACAAGUUUGAGCGUGAGAUCGGCAGCUUAGACCGCAUUCCUUGCCUCUGCGGCACAGCGGCCUGCAAGGGCUUCCUCAACUGACACUACUAUAAUACCUUUAAAUUUUGUUUCUUCGCGAGUCUUUUUUCGUCAUGUUUUCAGCUCAUGCAUUAUCCUACUACUAUUGACACCACACCGUCUUUGGGCACACUAUCCCUGAAAGCACAAAGACGUAAAAUGUACAUUGGGUCGGGAUCCAUUUCCCAUCAUGGCGUUGGGAGAGAAAUUGGGAUGUGGUACUCAUGGCUCAGAGAAAGCUCACUUGGUCAACCCAUAAGGGUUUUGGGGAUGAAGAUACUCACGUAUAGUGGGGGAAUGCUUUGCGCUGCUUUCGCAGUUCCGUUCUAUCUUAUAAAGUCGACGGAGAAUAGGGGCCUGGACUUUUGUUUUACUACCUGAAGAUGAAAAGGAAAAGGGGGGUAUUUGAGCUUUCGUGGGGCGUUCAACCGGCCAGUGCUGGGCUUUUCCACCUUGAUCUUGGGUCGGUCAGGAUCAGUGAUUGCCGGGCUGAUGCUACUGUAUAUACCGAACCAACUCAACACAGAUAGAUGCGGAGUUUAUGUAACUCUGGCGCAAGGAAUGAAAGAUGACAGUGGACUUAAGAGGGUCAGCAUGUGAGAAAUGUCCAAAAAACAGUGAAUUGACAUCGCUAUGCUAGCAAGGGUGGAAGUGCAGGUGCUGAUUCCCUACCUUGCCCCUUAAUCAAAGUAAUUCAACUAUCUACUUGCUUUCU